GCGGAGGCUCGCAGCUGGGGAAGGGCGGGUGCGCGCCGCGGGCAUGCGCCAUGCGGAGCGAGACGGCGGCUCGGCGGGGUCAUCUAGACGCAGGCGCAGUGCGGUGUUUGUCUGCCGGACUGACGGGCGACCGGGCGGUGAGCGGCGGCGGUGGCGGCGGGGAAGAUGGCGGCGUCCUCCCUGGAGCAGAAGCUGUCCCGCCUGGAAGCAAAGCUGAAGCAGGAGAACCGGGAGGCCCGGCGGAGGAUCGACCUCAACCUGGAUAUCAGCCCACAGCGGCCCAGGCCCAUUAUUGUGAUCACUCUAAGCCCUGCUCCUGCCCCGUCCCAACGAGCAGCCCUGCAGCUCCCGCUGGCCAACGAUGGGGGCAGCCGCUCGCCAUCCUCCGAGAGCUCCCCGCAGCACCCCAUGCCCCCCGCCCGGCCCCGUCACAUGUUGGGGCUCCCGUCAACCCUGUUCACGCCCCGCAGCAUGGAGAGCAUUGAGAUUGACCAGAAGCUGCAGGAGAUCAUGAAGCAGACGGGCUACCUGACCAUCGGAGGCCAGCGCUACCAGGCAGAAAUCAAUGACCUGGAGAACUUGGGCGAGAUGGGCAGCGGCACCUGUGGCCAGGUGUGGAAGAUGCGCUUCCGGAAGACGGGCCAUGUCAUUGCCGUCAAGCAAAUGCGGCGCUCGGGGAACAAGGAGGAGAACAAGCGCAUCCUCAUGGACCUGGACGUGGUGCUCAAGAGCCAUGACUGCCCCUACAUCGUGCAGUGCUUCGGAACCUUCAUCACCAACACAGACGUCUUCAUUGCCAUGGAGCUCAUGGGCACCUGUGCUGAGAAGCUCAAGAAGCGGAUGCAGGGCCCCAUCCCCGAGCGCAUCCUGGGCAAGAUGACAGUGGCGAUCGUGAAGGCGCUGUUCUACCUGAAGGAGAAGCAUGGCGUCAUCCACCGAGAUGUCAAGCCCUCCAACAUCCUGCUGGAUGAGCGGGGUCAGAUCAAGCUCUGCGACUUUGGCAUCAGCGGCCGCCUGGUGGACUCCAAAGCCAAGACUCGGAGCGCGGGCUGUGCCGCCUACAUGGCCCCUGAGCGCAUCGACCCCCCAGACCCCACCAAGCCGGACUAUGACAUCCGGGCGGAUGUGUGGAGCCUGGGCAUCUCAUUGGUGGAGCUGGCAACGGGACAGUUUCCCUACAAGAACUGCAAGACAGACUUUGAGGUCCUCACCAAAGUCCUGCAGGAGGAGCCCCCGCUUCUGCCUGGACACAUGGGCUUCUCAGGGGACUUUCAAUCCUUCGUCAAAGACUGCCUUACUAAAGAUCACAGGAAGAGACCAAAGUAUAAUAAGCUACUUGAACACAGCUUCAUCAAACGCUAUGAGACGCUGGAGGUGGACGUGGCGUCCUGGUUCAAGGAUGUCAUGGCGAAGACUGAGUCACCGCGGACUAGCAGCGUCCUGAGCCAGCCGCACCUGCCCUUCUUCAGACACUGUGAACGGAAGACAGCAGGCCGCGAGCAGAGUCGCUGUACAUUCAGCUGCAGCCUCUGGGCCAGGGCGGCCCCCAGGGGCCAGGAGAGAGCCCCCAAGUCCUGCAGCCACCAAGCUCCCAGCGUGCCAUGCCCUCCACCACCCUCACAUGCCCGUUCCCCCCCGUUGCCCUCUGUCCCCUGCUCUACCUCUCUGUCCCUGUCUGGCUCUCCCGUCACCCUUCCUGCCUCUGUCUCUCUUCUGUCCUGAGCUUGGGCCCAGCCCCCUCCCGACGGGACCCCUGGGUCUGCCUAGGUUUCCCAUGGAGCAAUGAGUCAGUGGCCCCCAGAAAGGCGGUGUGGGCAUUUGGACUGCGGCUAGACAGGGCUGCACUCUCUCUCUUUCUCUUUGAUCUCAGGGGGUCCUUUUUGGAGUUUAUUGUAUUUUAUUGUACUUGGUGGGGUGUUGGGGUGGGGGGUGGAGGAGAGCUUGUUCUCAAGGGGUUUGUCGGUACCUUCAGAAACUUUUACCAAAGUCACGUUUAGCUGCUUGUGGUGGGGCCCCCAACCUCCGUCGGGCACUGGGGGGCUGGGGCUGCUGCUCUGGGGCCACAGCUUGUGGGUGAAGACCUCGGGGUGCAGUGGGGUCUGCAGGGCCCUGGCCACACAAGAUGGCCUUCAGGGAAGGUGGGCUUGGGGCAUGGCGCAGAACAGGUGACCAGAGGGACUUGGUGACAGAGUAGGGCCAUGGGGCCAAGGGAGGGGUCUGGAAGGAGUCAGUGAUCGAGGGCAGAGAGAGUGGAUGUGGGGGUUCGAGGACGUGUGACAAGCUCCGGCAGGGGCAGGGGCAGGGGCCGGGCUGAGGGUGGGGGUGUGAGGCCAUCACCCUCCAUUGUGCCCCUGGCCAUCCCUCUACUCAUGCACACCUGGCCCAGCCCCCGAUGAGACCUGGGACUAGGAAAGAUCAGGUGUGCACUGGGGGCCCAGGCCAGGGUGUCCCCCGGAGCCCGCUGGGGUGGCCAGAGCAGGAGGGGGUGUGUUUCAUUUUUGUGGGUGUUGCAUGCAAAUCAAGUGGACAAGAAAAAAAAGAAAACCCUGUAAAACCACAAAGAAAAACCAACACAAAAGGCGUGGAAGCUGGCUGGCCCUGGCAGAGGCCACGCAGGUGUAGCACCGCUCUCCUCUCACCUAGCCUGUUGACUCCUGUUGCGAUAUUCACAAAACGCCGCAUGUUUAAAAAGUCAUAGACGUCAUGGUUUCUCUGCCUCCAGGGGCAAAGCCACCUUCUCUUGCCCAUCGGCCUCUGUGUCAGGGGCGGGGGGGUCUGCUGGUCGGGGGCAGGGGCGGGGGGGUGGAAGCGGUGCCAAUAGGCCUGGCCCUUUCCUCCUCCCCUAGGUCCAGCUGUGGGGGCCUCUGGGGAUUGCUGGAAGGUCGCAUGGCUGGUCCCAGGGCCCAGACAGGCCCAAGACCAGGCUGCCUGGUUUUAUUUAACUUUAUUUUCUGUUUCCCGAGUGUGUGUCUGCCCGCCCUCACCCUCUUCAGUGUUAAUUGGGGAGCCCUGGGGGAGUCUCUUGCUUCCCUGCCUCUCUCCCAAGACCUCCCCCUUUGUCACCAGCCAUCCCUCUGGAUCAGGCAGAGGGCGGACCGGGUGGGCAGAGGCCUGGGGGCGGCUCAGGUCAGCCCACCAGCCAGCGGACCCCUCCUCAGGCUGCCAGUGUUGCCCUGCCCCUUUUUAAAACAAAAUGCCCUCCUUUGUAAACCCUUAGGCGCUUGAGAAUAAACCCCUCCCUUUUCUUCCA
This is a messenger RNA of Saimiri boliviensis boliviensis (Bolivian squirrel monkey), 3250 nucleotides long. RefSeq names its product mitogen-activated protein kinase kinase 7 (gene MAP2K7). NCBI's taxonomy places the organism in Eukaryota, Metazoa, Chordata, Mammalia, Primates, Cebidae. The record is from RefSeq and is a predicted model, not a curated record. Gene Ontology annotation, molecular function: ATP binding; protein kinase activity. Gene Ontology annotation, biological process: protein phosphorylation.